Molecule: messenger RNA, 3475 nt
Organism: Stegastes partitus (bicolor damselfish)
Lineage: Eukaryota; Metazoa; Chordata; Actinopteri; Pomacentridae
Gene: nek4
Product: NIMA-related kinase 4
Exons: 16
Coding region: 154-2826 (890 amino acids)
Biological process (GO): protein phosphorylation
Molecular function (GO): protein kinase activity; ATP binding
Source: RefSeq, a predicted model, not a curated record
CACUGAGCUAGCGCCAAGUUUUAACAAAUAGAUUUCAUAUAUUUAUCUCGUCUUUACUGCUGGAUUAUGGGACGAAAUAACUCCGUUACUCUUGCCGAGAGGUUCUUGUGACGUUUUUAACGUGCCAGGCCGCGUUAUGAAGCGUUUUGACGAAUGAUGAAUAAUUAUACUUUCAUCAGGGUCGUUGGCAAAGGGAGCUAUGGGGAGGUGAACUUAGUGAAACACAAAACUGACCGAAAACAGUAUGUUAUAAAGAAGUUGAAUUUAACCACCUCUUCCAAGCGGGAGCGUCGCUCUGCAGAGCAGGAGGCGCAGCUCCUCUCCCAGCUGCGACACCCCAACAUUGUGACUUACAGGGAGUCUUGGGAAGGAGAUGACUAUCAGCUGUAUAUUGUGAUGGGUUUCUGUGAAGGAGGUGACCUCUACCACAGGCUCAAACAACAAAAAGGGGAACUGUUACCCGAGAGGCAGGUCGUGGAGUGGUUUGUCCAGAUAGCCAUGGCACUCCAGUACCUACAUGAGAGAAACAUUCUUCACCGGGACCUUAAAACACAGAAUAUCUUCCUGACGAAAACCAACAUCAUCAAAGUUGGGGAUCUUGGCAUUGCACGAGUGUUGGAGAACCAGAAUGAUAUGGCCAGCACACUCAUAGGGACGCCUUACUACAUGAGUCCAGAGCUCUUCUCUAAUAAACCCUAUAACCACAAGUCCGAUGUAUGGGCCCUGGGUUGCUGUGUGUAUGAGAUGUCCACACUGAAACAUGCCUUCAAUGCCAAGGACAUGAACUCACUGGUGUAUCGCAUUGUAGAGGGAAAGCUGCCACAGAUGCCCAGUAGGUAUGAUCCCCAGCUCGGAGAUUUGAUCAAGAGCAUGCUGUGUAAGAGACCCGAAGAGAGACCUGAUGUCAAGUUUAUCCUCCGACAGCCCUACAUAAAACGACAAAUUGCCAUGUUCCUUGAGGCCACCAAAGAAAAAACUGCUAAAUCAAGAAAGAAAGCUGUGGGUGGUAGUGGCGAUUGUAAGACCAACAGUGCAUCACCUGUGGUAUCGUGUAAGCCAAAACCUGAGAAGCAGCCUCCAAGUCCCCAGCCUGAACCUCUUGCCAGGGUAAAACGGAAAGAAGACAAAUCACAACAGCAAAAAGGCCGUAAUGGUUCCACAGACUGCACUCCACUCAACACACCUCCACCCCCGAAACCUUCUUCACCGGAUGCUCUCACAGCAUCCCUGGCAACUGUCAGCAACAUUAACAUUGAUAUCCAAUUGCAGCAGGAUGAUGACCCGGUGAAGAAACAGGUGCACAGGCCCCAGUCUGUUGUGUCUCAUCACCAGGUAGCUAAUGAACCUGCAACUCACUGUGUGUACAAAGACAGCAGAGGGAGAGGGAAACCAGAUCCUUCCCCCCCUCCUUCCCCUGUUAAGCCCCCUCUGAAGUCUGUAUCAGGUGUUUGCAGUAGGGGAGGAGAUGAAAAGACAGCAUCCAAUGGACUGCUAGACAUUCAUCCACAGGGCCCAUCAAACCCUGGGGAAACAUUUUGUGUCUUUGGGGAGAAACAGGUGUCAGAUGUGGAUGAGAAGGAUGACACCAUGGAGUUGCUUAAAGAUGCUGAUGCACAGAAUCCAACUCUACAAAAAAUUGAAGAGACUAUGGAAGAGAAUAUGGACAAUAAAAAUGACACGGUGACCCUUUUCAAGCAAGCUCCAGCAAAACACCUGCAUACCUCAGACGUCCAGGACAACCUGGAAUCAACUGAAAAGCUGUUAGAGCCAUUCCCUUCAACACCAGAGCCUGUUCAGAGGGAACCUCCCAUGCUAACCAGUAAGGCAGAUCGGGCUGCUGCACACCAAACUCCCCUGCACUUCUCAUCAGAACCUUUUGUAUCACAGCAACACAGAGAGAAGCACACAAGACGGACAAACUGGGACAAUGACAAGUCCAAGCUGGCUGCUCCAAGACCUUUACCUCUACCUCCUGUUGAGAGUUCAGCUGCAGAGGGGAAGAAGAGGAGCAGGAGGAGCACAGACAGCAGGAAAGCUGCCGUCACUGCAACCUCCACAUCAGUCGGUUCCAGCAAGGAUGGAUUCUUACCACUAUCGCAUGAUCGUCCUCUGUCUGCCAGAGAGAGAAGACGACUGAGGCAGUCCCAAGACAGUGCCAGCCAACCAGGUGUUAGUGCUGUACGAAGGGCAUCUUAUGAUGUCGCUGCCACCAAGGCUGAGCAGGACAAUACCCUAGUUACUCGAUCUGUUUCCGACUCGAUCACAGAGUGCAACAGUAAGCAGGAUAAGUUGCUGGAGCAAAGAUCUGAUGAAGAUGAGUGCAGCUCAUCUACAAGUUCCACAGAGCGUUCAGAGGGAGACUGCAGGGAAAGAAAGACUGAGUUGAACGACAUACAUGAUUUGGUCCACAUGAUGACUCAGACUUUAAGAAUGGAUGUUGGCGACGCUGUAAAUGAGGUGGAUAAGAGCAGAUUUGGUUCCACCGCACUGCCAGAAUUUAAACUGAACAGAAAGUACAGAGACACUCUGGUGCUUCAUGGAAAGGCUCGAGAGGAAGCAGAGAACUUGUCACUUGGUGAAAUACCAAUAGAAGGUUCCACAUCUGGUCCGGCCAAGAUAAGAAGAGCUAUAGAACAUCUGAGAACAGAUGUGGUAAAGGGCCUGGGAGUCAAGCUGUUGGACAGAGUGCUGGAAAUCAUGGAGGAGGAGGAUGAUGUUAAAAGAGAACUGUGCCUUCGUGACCAGAUGGGCGAUGAGAAGUACCAAACUUAUGCUGUGAUGGUGAGGCAGCUGAAGUUCUUUGAGGACAUUGCCUUCAAAGUGUAGAGAACACUGGACAUUAGGGAGCAUACACGUUUUCCACGGUACUAUUUGUGAAAACUUGCUUUGUUCAUAAGAGGCAUCCAUCUUGACAGGAGCAGCAAAACAGGACACUUUUGUCUUUGUGUGAAAAAGGAAAAACUGCUCAGAGAUGUGUUUGUUUCCUGUAAAAAGACCACCAUGGUUGUGUGGCACUUUCCUCCUGCCUGCAUGCAAGUUCUUAUUUUUGACUGCAGCUUUUGUCUUGGAAUCGUCACUGUCUACACUUGUACAGUCUAUUGUAUGUAAAUGUGUAAAGUUUUUUUUAAACUUCACUUCAGUAUAAGCAGACUGUGAAAUUAAUCCUACCAUUUUGAGAAUGCCUAUGCAAAGAACUUAAUCAUGUUAUAGCAAUCUGUGUCUUUCUACUUGUGUAGUAGAACAUUCUUAUUUAUAAUGCAAGCAGGAAUUUCAAUAAUUGUUUCACUUAUGUUGUAUCUUUAAAGAUCUCCCUUCUGCUGCUCUACUGUAUUUUCUUAUACACAAAGUAAUGUAAACUAGAUUGUAGAUAUUAACAUUUGAAUUAUUUCUAAUAAAUCCAAAAUGUACUUUUUGUUCACACCUAUUUUCUACAAUGCUUAAAACCACAAUAAAAUAUUUCACUGAUGGUCUCAAA